Molecule: messenger RNA, 668 nt
Organism: Hyaloscypha bicolor E
Lineage: Eukaryota; Fungi; Ascomycota; Leotiomycetes; Helotiales; Hyaloscyphaceae
Exons: 1
Coding region: 164-370 (68 amino acids)
Source: RefSeq, a predicted model, not a curated record
CCCCACCACCUCCAUCCCACUUCCCCUUCGAUGAUUGGAGCGUAUGUGAGUAUAUAUUUAACGAUUGAAGCAGCUCUCGUAAGAUUACAUACGAAAGCAACCAUGGACAACGUGAGUUUCUGCCUCUCUGAUCGGGCCUGUCGCAUCACUUUCGUUCAUUGCAAUGGCACAUGGGCUAACACAACGCUUUCAGCAACAAACUUCGGAUGAGAAGCGCGGCAAGAAUGCCGCGAAGAACAAGGCGAAGAGAGAGCGAACCAAGAAGAGAAAGGCCGAUGAGAAGGCGGCGGCGGCGGCGGCCCCGGCCCCGGCCGAGAAGAGUAAGUCAACCCCUUUUCCAAGAUGUCACAGCCAAAAUUCGAGAUCUUGACAAAACAAUGAGGUCCUCUCUUUCCUCGAUGUUCCGUUCUUUAUGAACAAUCACUGACAGCAUUUUUGCAGAGAGAAAGCAUGACCCCAAGCCCCUGCGCCGUGACUGGGAGGCUAUGAGAGCCAGCCUGGUCUUCGACGACCGUGGCGUAGGCCACACACCGGACGGCGAGUGGUUAUACUAUCCAGGGCCACCUACCAAGGAAGUUCUGCCGGCUGGCCAUGCCGCCGAACGAGUCAAGUGGAUGUCCUUGGGUUUCGUCGAGGAGGGAGAGAAUGCGCGGGAGAUGUUGCCGUCC